CAUUCAGUCUCUUCUCUUCUGUCAGUCGCAAGGAGGAGGAGCAAAAUGAAAUAACUUUUAUUAUUUCACCUUUCAUUUGUAGAAAUCCUUUCAGAGCCCAGGAGGGCAGGUAGAGGUCCUCACCCUCACCGGAAGGGACGUUUUUAUAUCAUUGACUCAGCAAUGUGCGCGCCAAAGGGGAGUAACAGAAGGUGUGUGCUGCCUCUUGCUGUAGUUUUCAAGCCAACACCAUGAGCUGGAGCUUCCUGACACGCUUGCUAGAAGAAAUUCACAAUCAUUCCACGUUUGUGGGCAAGAUCUGGCUCUCUGUCCUGCUGGUUUUCCGCAUCGUUCUGACGGCCGUGGGUGGUGAAUCAAUCUACUAUGAUGAGCAGAGUAAGUUUGUCUGCAAUUCUGCUCAGCCCGGCUGUGAGAACGUCUGCUACGACGCCUUUGCGCCACUCUCACACGUCCGCUUCUGGGUCUUCCAGACUAUUCUGGUGGCGACACCUUCGCUUAUGUAUCUGGGCUAUGCUGUGAACAAAAUCGCUCGGGCAGAGGAGCAGGCAGAGAGUGGAGGAGUGAUCAGAUACUCACAAAAGAAACCAAAGAAGUCUUAUCAUGCAGGAAGAAAGCAGCACAGGGGCAUUGAAGAGGCUGAGGAUGACAACGAGGAAGACCCAAUGAUCUAUGAAGUGACGGAGGCAGAGAGGGAAGACGGUGAUGGUGGAGCAGCCCCAGAUAGCAGCGGUGAGAGACAAGUGAAAGUCAAGAUUCGACAUGAUGGCCGUCAGCGUAUCAGAGCAGAUGGACUCAUGCGCAUUUAUGUCCUGCAGCUGUUGGCCCGUUCUGUGCUGGAGGUGGCUUUUUUAUGUGGCCAGUACAUGCUGUAUGGAUUUGCUGUUCCUGCCAAGUACAUCUGCUCAGAUCUGCCCUGCCCAAACAAAGUUGACUGCUUCGUGUCACGGCCCACGGAGAAAACAAUCUUUCUCCUCAUCAUGUACACAGUCUCCCUGCUCUGUCUGGCACUCAAUAUAUGGGAGAUGCUUCAUCUGGGCAUAGCUACCAUCUGUGAGAUCAUACGCGUCCGCCGGGUCAAGCGCCCUGAUGAUGACCUGUGUGGACUCACAGAAAGAAACAAAGCUACUAAGGAGACAGGACAGAGUGGUGACGGUUACAUCAGCUACCCUUUUACCUGGAACCCAUCAUCUGCCCCACCUGGUUACAACAUCGCUGCCAAGCCCCUUUUAGUGUCUAAAGGGAACCACAACCCACCUCUACCCAUCACUGAUCUCACUAGUGCCAAGAUCACGUGCCAACAGAACCACGUGAACUUUGCCCAAGAGGAACGUCAGCGGUACGCCAAUAAUGAUGAAAACCUGUGCGAUGGUGGGAGGGGGGAUGGCCCCAGAAGUGCUCAUAAGGACAUUGGUCAGUCUCAGAACACGCUGAAGGCAGAUAAUCAGGCCUAUAGCCAGCUGCAGAGCCACAGUAAUAAUCACAGCAAGCCUAACCGUGAACGUAAACACCGCCAUGCCUCCAGACAUGCCCCCAGCAAGGCUGACAUAGACAAGGGCAGCAGAAGCACCAGCUGUAGCAGCAAGUAUGGAGUCACAAAUGGUUCUGAGUGGAUCUGAAACACAGGUUGUUCCUUCUGCAAAGGCUGCGUAGAAAAUGUACUUCUGUGGCUCUAUACCACAAAGAAGACAUCCAGGUUACAUUGCUUUUAAUUAUCUGGAAGUGGUUAGCAAACAUCUUAGGAGCCAUUUGAUUUAUUUUGUUUUACUUCUGUGGAUUUAUUAUUUCCCAAACAUUAUAAAUAGGUCAUCUCUAUGUAGUUACAUCACAGUAAGUGGCUCUACUGCUAAGUUUAAAUGCAUUUUUUACAUGUUAGCAGUGUUUAAUCGCUUAAAAUAGAGGAACCUCAGGGAGAUGCUAAAACAUUCAGAUCUAUAAGUAUUGUUCAAAGUAUAGUGUUUCAAACUUUUACUUCUCAGUUUCAUUAUUUAUGGGAUUUACCGAAGAGCUUUAGAACAAACAUCAAUAGCAAAAGGCAUGAGAAAGGUGUUAUUGGGAUAUAUUGACUGAGUAGCUGGUCCUGAGUUAACUAAUAGUUUGCAAUGGUUUUAGGGUGAAAUUAAGUUUUGUAUAUCUUCUGUCUGAGGACAGAGGAAAAUAUGAAAGUAUUUUUGCUAGAAGGGGCAUUUUUUUCUGUUACUUGAAGUGCCUUUCUUGUCAGAAAUAGUUGGAAAUAGAUAAAAAGUGUAAAGAGAUGGGAUGUUUUUUUUAAUUAAUAUGAAAGAAUUUCUUUGUUUUGAUGCCUUGCCAUAUUCAUCUGUAAACACCAGCAUGUAUUGAGCAGGCAGUGGUAUUUUGUGUUUUAUAUCCAUUGUUAACAUUAUUUAGUUUCAAAGGUUAAAUGACUUGUUCAUUGUGCAAGUAAACAUUAAGGUUGUUUUAUGUCUAGCCUGAUAAAGAUUUACACUAACUCAGAUUUUCAGACUAAAAAGCCUUUUGAGAUUGCUGUGUGGAUUGCAGUGUUUAAUUUUGUAGGAGAAAUCUUUUGCAUAUUUUGAAUAAAAAGUUUGUAUUCAUUUUGUUAUUUUUGUCUUUCGUGGCACAGUAUGCAAUUUCAUUUGGUAGAUUUCAAUAAUUUCCUACUGAAAACGUUUAGAAAGAACAGUCUAUUUCAUUUAACAUGUUGCCCUCUACUGGUAAGCAGCAGAAUAACAUUGUAUUGUUAGCCGUGGAAAAGCUGUAGAAUUUCAGUGGACAAUACUCCUUCAUAUUUCUAAAUUGCAUUGUGUUUUAGAUUAAGUAUAAAUUGUAAUAAAAAACAAAGUACUAACGCGGGUAAGUGAAUUAGCAAUUGCAUAUUUCAAUGACUUGCAUGAGGUCAUUUUUAUUUUUUCACUUAAGAGAUAGCUUAAGAUAGUGGUUCACGUGUUGUAAAUUUAAAUAGUCG
Nothobranchius furzeri (turquoise killifish) is the source of this 2944-nucleotide messenger RNA. Its product is annotated as gap junction gamma-1 protein. Gene Ontology annotation, cellular component: connexin complex. NCBI's taxonomy places the organism in Eukaryota, Metazoa, Chordata, Actinopteri, Cyprinodontiformes, Nothobranchiidae. Gene Ontology annotation, molecular function: gap junction channel activity. Gene Ontology annotation, biological process: cell-cell signaling. The record is from RefSeq and is a predicted model, not a curated record.